Pecten maximus is the source of this 3826-nucleotide messenger RNA. Its product is annotated as xanthine dehydrogenase/oxidase-like. The transcript is spliced from 11 exons. Gene Ontology annotation, molecular function: oxidoreductase activity; iron ion binding. NCBI's taxonomy places the organism in Eukaryota, Metazoa, Mollusca, Bivalvia, Pectinida, Pectinidae. The record is from RefSeq and is a predicted model, not a curated record. The coding region runs from base 7 to 1287 and encodes 426 amino acids.
AAGAUCAUGCUCCAUGUGGAUGGAAGUUACAAAAUACCAAACUACAGAGUAGAAGGAUAUGUCUGCCGGACCAAUACUCCGUCCAACACAGCCUUCCGAGGAUUCGGGGCACCAGAGGGGGCCUUCAUCAUUGAAUCACUCAUAGCAGAUUUUGAGACAACUCUUACGGUACCUCGUGAACAGAUCCGAUCGACUAAUUUGUACAAGGAAGGAGACUCUACACAUUUCAACUCUAUCUUGACGGACUGUAAUGUAGAAAAAUGUUGGAACGAAUGUAUGGUUCAGAGCAACUUCGCUCAGAAGAAGGAGGACAUCAAACAGUUUAACAAUUCACAUGUAUGGAGAAAGAGAGGAGUAGCAAUCAUGCCGUCCAAGUGCGCAGUGUUAUACCCAACUAAAGAAGAAAAUCAGGGAUGUGCCCUUGUGAACGUGUACCUGGAUGGAUCAGUACUGAUAUCACACGGUGGAAUAGAGAUGGGACAGGGACUACAUACUAAGAUGAUACAAGUGGCUUCCAGAGCUCUCGACAUUCCUAUGGAUAACGUGCACAUUAGUGAUACCGGAACAAAUAUCACUCCUAAUUCCGUACCGUCAGCGGCAAGUGCUAGCACCGACCUUUACGGGGAGGCCGUGCUGAAUGCAUGCAGAACACUCAGGGAAAGACUGGCGCCAUUCCAAGAGAAAAACCCACAAAUUUCCUGGCCCAAUCUGGUUCAGAAAGCUUUUCAUGAACGAGUCAGCCUGUCAGCUACCGGCUUUAGUAGAGUUGGAACCAAUCAUCGGGACUUUGAGAAGGGGGAGGGCGACCCUUAUAACUACUAUUCAUUUAGCGCGUGCUGCUCCGUCGUGGAGAUAGACUGUUUGACAGGAGAACACCAGGUGCUAAGUACUGAUAUUGUGAUGGAUGUCGGUAAAAGUCUCAACCCUGGUAUAGACAUAGGGCAGAUAGAGGGCGCCUUCGUACAGGGAUACGGGUGGCUGACAUCAGAAGAGAUUGUAGUGAAAGCAGAUGGCCGGUACAACGUUACCGGACCAGUUGAUUACAAGAUUCCGAACGUCAAGGAUAUCCCAAGGGAAAUCAAAGUGUCACUCUUAAAGGAUUGUCCCAACGAGAAAGCAUUGUAUUCUUCAAAAGCAAUUGGAGAGCCACCAUUACUCCUCUCUAUAUCUGUGUAUCUGGCCCUGAGAGACGCCAUUAACACUGCUAGGAAAGACGCUGGUCUGUCUCCAGUAUCCGGUCUGGACAUCCCACUUACUGCUGAAGUCAUACGGUCUGUUUGUCCAUGAAUUUUAACAUGAGAUGUGCUGCUAUAGCAUAGACGUGAUGUGAUGUUUACAUGUAUAUUAAGAGGAAACAACAAGUAAUGGAACUUUUGGAAGUACUUAAGAUACACGAAGUCACGAAACACAUUAAUGCUCUGGUAUAAAUGUGUUUGUUACUGAAAUAUCUAUCAGCUGAUAAUUACAUAAUUGGAACAUGUGUGUCACUGUAAUAUUCAUCAUUCAAGAGGAUGUUGUUAUAGGGAAAGCCAUGUAGAAGUACACAGGAGGACCAGGGCAGGCAGAUACGUAUAUAAUGUAUAUAAUUAAUCACAACUUGAUUAGGGAAAUCCUCGUAUAUACAAUACAGUGUAGACCUCCCAAACAGAUACCAUACUUUCUUACUACCACACUGUCCAACUCACAUAUAUCAUAUCAGUCGAACCCGGUUAUAUUGAAAUGCUCGGGAAAUGGAAAAAUACUUCAAAUUAACCGGUUUUCAAUAUAACCGAGAUCCAGCCAGUGGCCGACAUAUUUCAGUGCAGCGCUACGUCAAACAACACACCAUUGUUCAAUAUAGUUAAUCGACAUUUUACUAAGUCAGUAUUUACAAUCGAUUCCAAAAUGAUAGUAGUUUCAUAGGUUUAUUAGAAAUAAUGUUAAAUUCGACGGGGGAAGUAUUCGACUGUUGCUUGUUUUUGUUUAUGUUGAGUUCGCGGAUACACAUUAGAACAGUUUCCGGUACAUCCGGGCUACUUUCCAAGAACUACUGUCUGAAAUCGGACCUGUGCGUCGGUGAUAGAUGGAUUUUCAUGAAUUGGUUGAGGGUCGUUGUCAAUAUCACUGUUCUGGUUACGGUGUUAUCAUUUUCUGUCAAAUCCCUAAGAAUGGCCUCGUCAUUUGUAAUUGUCUCGCGUGUAGUUAAAUGAGAGUCAAUUUCGAUGUAUAUACAUUUGUAUGUAACAGAAGCCAAAAUAGGCUGUGUCCCUCAAGGUAUACUUGUAAACAAAUACAGAUUCAUGCACAUAACGAACGCAUUUAAUGAUUAAAAGUCACAAUUUAUCUGUAUUGUUUUGAUCGGACGCACGUACCGUAAUGGCCGGUAAAUUAAACGAUAUUUCAAUAUAUCCGAUUUCAAAUUAAGUGGGUUCGACUGUAAUAACAAAUAAACAAAGAGGUUCUUCUAUAUAUAGUUUAUUAGUAAAAAAUAUCAAAACAAACAACAAAUACAUAACUAAAUGGUCCAAAGAACUUGAUUUGGUGAAAGACACAAUAUGGUGGAAAAAAAUUAAUAUAAUCCCAUUUAAAUCCACCAUAGACUGUAAACUUAAAUGGUUUCAAUACAGAAUAAUACAUAGAAUAAUUAGUACAGAUAAUUUUUUACAUAUGAUCAACAUAAAAGGCUCCCCUCUCUGCACUUUUUGCAACCGUCACAUUGAAAAAAAUUAUGCAUAUGUUUUGGGAAUGCAGAAUAGUUGAAAUAGUUGAUUUUAGUUUAAAUUGUAUUUUAUUUGUGAUUCGAUACAACAUGUAGUACAGCAACAUAAAUGAAAAUGAUCGGAUUCAGAAACAAGUACAGUGUACUUAUAUUAAUAGUUGAUUUUAAAGACAACUAGAACUAUACAACUACAAAAUGUUGAUGUACUAUUGGGUAAAUUACCCAAGGAACAAGAGUUAAAAUAUCUCAACACUUUACUUCUAUUAGCAAAGUUUCAUAUUUACAAACAAAGACUUAGAAUCUGUCUUCCUAAUAUAAAUGGAUUCAAAAACGAAUUAGAUAUCUACCUGAAAAUAGAAGAAGUAAUAUUUAGAAAUAAGAUGGAGUACAAUAAGUUUGAAAAUAAAUGGUCCAUAUAAAAUAGAUUUUUCUCUUACUGACUAUACACCUUUUAUCUGUAUAAGUAUAUAUAUAUAUAUAUGUAUUCAGUAAAUGUGUGAAAGUGAGUGUGAAAGCUGUAUUAAAUGUUGUAAAUAAUAAGAAAAAAAAUCCUUUAUUUCUUGUUUUAUUACUAUAUUCACUAAUUACCUUAUAUAAGUACAUGCCAUGAAAUCAAUAAUUAACAAUAGCUACUUUCAUUAGCCUUUUUAUAUUAUAUACAGAUCCAGAUAUAGCUUUUAAUCAAAGGGAGACAAGUCUCAAAAUAAUACUCAGGUAGCUUGCAUUUCUGCUGUUUCUUAAAACCAGUAUAUAUAUUCUAUACUAUGCAACACCUCCAGUUUAUACACAUGAUGAUCAACUUACUAUACAUAUAUAUGUACACUUAUCAACCUCUUAAUACUGUAAGCUAUAUAUAAUUCAACAAUGGUACAUAUUUAUCCAAAUUGUUCAAUACAUACUUUAUUUCUAUUAGCCAUUAAACAUGGUUUCAAUAUAUAUACAUGUACGCAUUUUCUAAAAUGUUGCUAUUAUGUAUACCAACUCAUUGUCACCCUUAAGCUUGAUGCUCUUCUCAAAAAUGAUAUUGUGCUGCUGUAAAACUGUAUCUAUAAUUGAUGGUUUUUUUUCUAUGUAUUUCAUGUACUUGUAAUAUGCAAAAGGAUGAAUAAAAAGACUAGUUAUCUCCAA